AUGUACAUUCGAGCCGCCACCCGAAAGAACUUCACCACCAGCCUGUUCACCACGACCGCGCUGAUUGCGGUUUUCACCGUUGCGGCACCCCAGCUCAUGCCCUGUCCGGUGUCCAACGGGCUGGCCAAUGAUGAGAAGAAGGAGAAGGAACAGGCCGAGUAA
This is a messenger RNA of Yarrowia lipolytica CLIB122, 162 nucleotides long. NCBI's taxonomy places the organism in Eukaryota, Fungi, Ascomycota, Dipodascomycetes, Dipodascales. The record is from RefSeq and is a predicted model, not a curated record.